UGUCGACGCUGCUACUGUCUCUUUAAAUUUACCCAGGAGCCCCUUAAGGAGCCCCAGGGGCCCCUAGUCCGGCUCCCCACCCUGAAGACAAGCAAGAGCCUUAAAAUACAUUACUAGAGGCCUGCGCCGAGGCGCUCCCACACAGCGCAGGACGGAGGAACGGGCUUUAUUCGCCAGCGGAAUACAUGAUUGUGUGAUUAUAUGAAAAGUUAACUUGGCUCCCGUGCGGGGCGCGUGGGGGGGGGGCAUCGUAGAGCACGGGCUCCUCAGCGAUGGGCUCGUUAUAGAGCGCCUGCCAGAUGCGUGUCGAACGGUGCCGAGCGGUGUGAACAUGUCACUGUUGUAACACGGUGUUGUCAGUGUGACAUGUCCCGCUUCAGCGCUACGAUACAGUGAAGGAAGGAGGAACACUAGCCACUAUUAAAACAGCGGGCAGGCCAGUGAUGGAAGAGAAAGAAUCGGGGGAAAGCGAGCCCGUGGACCUCCGGUGUGCCGAGCAGCCUGAGCUGCUCUCAUUAAUAAUAAGCGGUGAGGAGGAAGCGACGCAAGAGGAGAGUGACUUGGGAGAAGAGGACGGUCUUGCCAAUGGCCACGGUGAGGAGGAAUCAGAGGCUGGCAUGGUCACACCUGUCCGGUCUCCAUGCACCAGCUACUGGAACAUCACAGAGGGGCCGGACCACCCACUGCUCUCCCCGGCCCCUGGGCCCUCUGGACGUAAACCCAGGGUCCAGAGGGCCUCGCGUCCAGGCCUGAGCCGGAUCCCGGGGCGCGACCACCGCCGCUACUACCACGAGUACUGGCGCAGUGAGUACCUGAUGGACUUUGACCCCCAGCGGCACGGCAUGAUCUGCAUGGUGUGCGGCAGCUCGCUGGCCACCCUGAAGCUCAGCACCAUCAAGAGGCACAUCCGACAGAAGCACCCUGACUCCCUGCUGUGGAGCGCUGCCGACAAGGAGGUGAUCCGCUCGGGCUGGGAGAGCCACCUGAGCCUGGGGGGGGGUCAGAGGCUAUACAGCUCUGCUGCUGGACCUUCACCUCAGGAAGAAGAGGAGCAGCUAGACUCAGACCAACAUGCUGCCGCAGAACCCCCAGAACCUGUGACACCCCAGGAGCAGCCCCAACAACCUCCCAGUCUGUCUCCCCGCUCUGAGGAGGGUGAAGCCCCCCAGCCCCAACAGGAGGAGCAGGACGUCCCGGGGCCCUCGGCCCGGACCCUGGAACGCUACCUGAACGACUCGCUGCAUGCCUGGUUCCGCCAGGAGUUCCUGAUGGAGUACGAGGCGGAGGCCGGCCGGCUGCUGUGCAUGGUGUGCGGAGGAGAACUGCCCUCACUGCACCUGGACCACAUCAAGAGCCACGUGCUGGACACCCACCCCAACUCGUUGGUCUACAGCUCCGAGGAGAAGCACUGCAUCCUGCAGGCCUGGGCUCAGACUCACGAAGAGUUAGAAAACUCAAUCAAAUCAGAGCCCAACACCAAAGAAGGCGGGGCGGACCUCUUUGCUCAGGAAGUGGAGGCCAUCCAGAUCAACAGUGACUUGUACCCGGAGGGUGACGGCACUUUAACUCAGGACCCUUGUCUUAUCGCUGAGGAUGGAGGUGUCGGAGCGGCGCAGCAGGGACCCCUGCCCCUCCGCCAGCCCAGGAAGAGGCGGCUGCGCGGGGGCGACCCGUGGCGGCUCCGCCUCGACUACCUGGUGGCCUACGGGCCUCAGGGCCAGGGCACGUACUGCAUGGUGUGUUCUCAGGUCCUGCACCAAAUCAAAGUCAGCAGCUUCCGCCGCCACAUCCAGGAAUGUCACCCCGAGACCACCACCCUGAGCCGGCAAGAGCGGGAAGCCAUGGCCGCCGCCUGGACCAAAGAUUAUUCUAGUGAAGGCACGCACAUUCAAGAUGCAGAAAUCAACCCGAGCGAAGCCGAUGUCCUGAAUACCACAGGAGAGAGCAACGAGGACACCUCCCCUGAUGUCAGAACACACAGCAAAAUGGUGAAGAAGGAGGAGCGUGUGAGCGGAGGGAAGGGCAGAGCGAGGGACGACAGCGCCGCGGCCACGCCGUCUCGACACAGCCAUUACCCCGGGAAGGACCAGCGGAGGAACUACCAGGCGCGCUGGCGGAUGGAGUACCUGAUGGAUUACGACUGCCGCAGACACGGGCUCAUCUGCAUGGUGUGCGGAGCCACUCUGGCCACGCUGAAGGUCAGCACCAUUAAGAGGCACAUCCAGCAGGUGCACCCCCACUCUCUGGACUACGGCCCCGAGGAGAAGCAGCAGGCCCUGCUGAGCUACAACCAGGCCGCCAUGCACUUUGUCCACUCUGACGACUGCUUCUCAGCCCAGGACCACGGACACACCGAACUGGCUCCCACUCCAGCACACUUUGGCACGUAGAAAGGGCUUCCGUCCGAUGCUCCUCACGCGGCCCCUGUUCAGAAACAGCCUUCCUACCUUCUUUCUUAAAGAUAAAUUCAAGUAUUAGUCCAACAGGGCCUUAUUCUCGGCCCUCUGACUUUGUUCAAAAUUUCCCAAAUCUCCACAUUGCAGGUACAGAAUGAAAUGGUAUCAUGAAAAAUCUGAGAAUAAGACCCAGGCUGACAAAUACUGGAAUUUCCCUUUUUUGAAAAAAAAAUCUGAAUCUGAGAGUGUGCUAUGGCUAAAGUGGCGGGUAGCAACUGCCACAGAGGAAAUGUCACAACCUGAAUAUGUAACCACCUACAAAUGUCAUGGCCUAAAAAAAAAAAAAAAAAAAAUUAAAGUCCAGCCCAGCUCAUUUAAAACUAAAGCCUUAUCU
Molecule: messenger RNA, 2790 nt
Organism: Sander lucioperca (pikeperch)
Lineage: Eukaryota; Metazoa; Chordata; Actinopteri; Perciformes; Percidae
Gene: zfta
Exons: 5
Coding region: 444-2390 (648 amino acids)
Biological process (GO): negative regulation of DNA-templated transcription
Source: RefSeq, a predicted model, not a curated record